Gymnodraco acuticeps is the source of this 2821-nucleotide messenger RNA. RefSeq names its product endothelin-1 receptor-like. Lineage: Eukaryota; Metazoa; Chordata; Actinopteri; Perciformes; Bathydraconidae. The record is from RefSeq and is a predicted model, not a curated record. The transcript has 8 exons. Gene Ontology annotation, cellular component: membrane. Gene Ontology annotation, molecular function: endothelin receptor activity. Bases 759 to 2120 code for a protein of 453 amino acids. Gene Ontology annotation, biological process: regulation of blood pressure; enteric nervous system development; G protein-coupled receptor signaling pathway.
UCAGUUCAAUCUGGAGGACGCAGAGAAACACUUCUUCUUCUUCUUCUUCUUCUCUGGUUGGAUUUAAUUCAUUUUAACAGAAGAAGAAGACGGACAAACAGAAAAGAUUUCCUCAAAGCCUGAAAUCAUCAAAUGUCAACAAACUUCUGGAGCCUCUUGAACUCAGAGCUGGGCUUUUUCUUUCUGGAACAACAAUACAGUAACUCCUCCUGGACGAUUAGCGGGUAUUUUGGAUUGCAACGAUAUGUGAAAUCUGCAAUCAUAUAUGUUGUAAACGCUGGAUGUCAGAGGUCUGAGCGAAAGGACAUUUCUGCUGGUAAUGUUUAUGCAUCGUGAAGCGUUGCCGGCAUCUUUCAUAAAACAAAUAUACCCAAAAGCAACACAUAUAUAUCGCUCUAGAUUUAGUUAUCAUUAGUUUCUUUGCCGUUACAGUGUAAGAGUGUAUUCGAGAGGACGAAAAGCUCUACAAGUUGUGUUAAUAUUGCGUCAGAUUUACACAACUCUAGCAGAUAUUAACGUUGUUUCCCGUCGUCGUUUGUUCAGAGCUGUUUAAUUGUAAAAUUGCAGGUUCUAGCGCUUGUUCUAAAGCUAAGAAAAGUUCUACAAGGUCUUGAAAUAUUGAUCUAGACUAACGUUGGGUUAUUAAGUUGUCGCUUUCGUUUGUUGAGUUUGUUCUAAAGCGAAUAAAGAAGUUCUGGAAAUACUUCUACAUUUCCACCGGGUUAGGCGGUUGGAAGAUCCUCUCUGGAGCUGUAGAAAUGGAUUCAGAAAAGGGUUCUGGGAACAAAUCCAGGUCCCCCUCCACACCCAGCCUUGUUUUCCUGCUGCUUCUCGCCUCGUGUUUGACGUCCAUCGCCCCCGUUGGAUCCCAAAGAACCGUCUCAUCGGACAUGUCAAACCUUCAUAGCACCGACCCGCCUCAACGAGAACCAAAUCUGCUCCAAGAAACCGCCAUCAAACCCCCGACCCUGCUGGAGAAAACAAAACCAAAACACAACAAGCUGAAACACAACAAACACGAACGAAAGCAGUCCCUGAACGCCUCGUUGUUGUUGAAAAGACGCCCUCUGUCGCCCCCUAGCUGCCUAAAAGCCACCUCCAUAAACACCGCCUUCAAAUACAUCAACACCGUGUUGUCCUGCGUUAUUUUCGCCGUGGGGAUCAUCGGGAACGCCACCCUGCUGAGGAUCAUCUACCAAAAUAAAAGCAUGAGGAACGGCCCCAACGCGCUGAUAGCCAGUCUGGCUUUAGGAGACCUGAUCUACAUCGCCAUCGACAUACCAAUCAACGUGUACAAGCUGCUGGCGAUGACCUGGCCGUUUGCAGACAGUGUGUUCGGGCUGUUUCUCUGCAAGCUGUUUCCCUUCCUGCAGAAAACCUCCGUCGGCAUCACCGUGCUCAACCUGUGUGCUCUGAGUGUGGACAGGUACCGGGCGGUAGCUUCCUGGUCCCGGGUGCAGGGGACCGGUGUUCCCAUGGUAACGGCUUUGGGCAUCGGGGGGAUCUGGCUGCUGUCGGCGCUGCUCGCCGUGCCCGAGGCUGUCGGGUUCACCAUGGUUACCUUCGAGUACAGGAACGCUACCAUCAGAACGUGCAUGCUGCAGCCCAACACCCCCUUCAUGACCUUCUAUAGAGACGCGAAGGACUGGUGGCUGUUUGGGUUUUACUUCUGCGUUCCUCUGACCUGCUCGGCUGUGUUCUACGGACUCAUGACCUGCGAGAUGCUGCGGCACCAGAAGGGAAGCCUGAGGAUCGCCCUGAGUGAACACCUCAAACAGCGUAGAGAAGUGGCUAAAGCAGUUUUCUGUCUGGUUCUGAUCUUCGCUCUCUGCUGGUUCCCUCUCCAUCUGAGCCGCCUCCUGAAGAGAACCGCCUACAGAUCCCACGAUGCACACCGCUGUGAGCUGCUAAACUUCCUGUUGGUGCUCGACUACUUCAGCAUCAACAUGGCGACCAUCAACUCCUGCAUCAAUCCCAUCAUCCUCUACGUCGUCUCCAAGAAGUUCAAAAACUGCUUCAAGUCCUGUCUGUGUUGCUGGUGUUAUUCUGGCUCUCUCUCCAACAGCAUGCUGCCUCUGAACCAUGGAACCAGUCUGCAGUACAAACACACCGACCACUGAGAGCCCGUUUCUCCCACUGCACCUGAACUCAGCACCAACUACAUUGUGUAUAAAGGAUAACCACUAUAUUGAUCCUCUAAUGUUACGUUUAUACCUUUUUGCUGUGUAUUUAUUGAGGUUUUUAUAUAUUGUAUAGACUUGUGGGGAUUUAAUAUAUGGCAAAACAUAUGUGGACUUAAUACAUGUUGUGUUUUUGGUUCAGUUCGUCUGUUUUUUUUUAGCAGAAAUACAGAAAAACUAGUGCCUUAAUUGUAAUGAAACUUGGAAGAAAGUUAAAGCAAAGGUCAAGUUUAAACAUAUUACAAUUUGGAGCCAAUCAAGGUCACAGAAUAUUAAGAUUUUUUGGAAAUAGUGUACGUUUUAUGCCAGUUAUUUCUGUGUAUUUUCCACUUUAUUAAAUGUUUUAAAUAGAGGAAAAUACAGGCAGACAUGCAGGGCAUUCAUACGCAACACAUACAUCAAAUACAUUAAAUUAUAUUAAUAAAAUGUUAAAAUAUGCAUCAUAUUGGCUUCGUAGUGUAUUUGUUAUUAUUUUUGUUUUAUAUGUAAUCAUUGCAGCACUGCGCCCCCUGCAGGCUGGACUCCUCAUUACAUCCCAUAAUAUGAAACUGCUGCUGAUUUGUUUGUUCUCAGCUUUAUAUGUUAUUAUGCAGAAUUCAGGUCAGUAUAUAUACUGCUGUCUAAAUAUAUGUUUAUUUUAU